Cuscuta campestris is the source of this 907-nucleotide messenger RNA. The record is from the annotation of a GenBank genome assembly. NCBI's taxonomy places the organism in Eukaryota, Viridiplantae, Streptophyta, Magnoliopsida, Solanales, Convolvulaceae.
AAAUUUAUGAACCAAAAAAUUUUUUUAUUUCAAAAAUCAGAUUGUGCUCCUAAAAAUUUUCAAGUUCUAUCUCAAAUUUUAGAAUCCCUCCCUAUUUUUCGUUGCCCGCCUAAUAUUUUCAUUAUAUCCGCAAAAAAAAACCCCUAUCCCUCGCCACUUCGUCGUUCCUUCAUGCCUGGAGAGCCGUCGAUCUUAUCUUCUUCGUCGCGAUGCCUCGACACCGGGCAGUUGUCUUCCGAUCCUCAUAGAGUACCACGAUUUCGGUCCAUCCCACUUAUCGACGGUGCAUAUGCCCGCCUCAGCCGCCGUGUGAAGCCAACAUCACAACCCCAAUCUCUACUACCUCCAAUUUACAGUAUUACACUACUACUGCUGCCAUGGACUGUUGAAGCUGAGUUUGGAAUCAGUUGCUCUUUCCCACUGGAUGCUGCUGUUUUUGGGGUGAUGGAGUGGAUUAAACUGUGGUUUUGGGCUGUGCAUUGCUGCUGGAAUUGCUGCCUGGGUAUACUGACUUGGAGGCCAAGCAACCAGCAGUGCGAAAGACUAAGAGGGGUGAUGAUGUUGUUCCCUCUUCCAGAAAGGCAAUGGGUCAAGCUUAAGUCAUUGGGGAGAGUAAAACCAUGGAUAAAAACCAAUCUUUGUGUAAUUGGCACUCAUACCUUGAAGAUUUGGUCUUUAUUCUUUAAUUUGAGUAAUUUUAGAAUAUGGAGUUUCAUUCUUUUUGUUUUGUUUGUUUUCUACUUUGGAUUGAAGCAACCAAUGUACUCUUAGUUUUGUUUGUAAUAAAUUUUGUGUACUCUUAUUUGUAUCUUGCCGUCUUCUUAUUGUUUUUUGGUUUUAUAAUGUGAGAUUGAUUGAUUCGAGACAUGGUCGUAAAAUAUUUCAAGAGUAAAGGACUGGAUGGCUG